CCAAGCUUGACCAACCUCCUAAUAUUGCAAGAGGCACUGGAUCUCUGCACUUGUUGCAGCCCCAACUUUCUGGGUUUGCUCUCCACUCUACCAUGAGCUCAUCAUGCAUCUGCGAGGUCGAAUUCCCAACUAUUCGCUGUGAAUCGUCUUCCUUCCGUCCCGGCGCAAUAGCAACGAAAAUCCAAAAAAAUCCUCCAGAAUAGUUUGAACUUCACCAAUUUGAAACGGUAGAUUUGCGAGAGUUUCUUGAGCCUCACACUAUCCAAUUCCAGCCCAGACUCGAAUAAGCGCCAUCGUUGUCGUUCGCAACCAGCAGCUGCCAACAAUGGCGGCUCCAUAUUGGGGGAAGCUACCACCGGCCAAAGUCACUCGAGGAAACUCACUUAGACGAGAAGAUGAGCAAAUGCCCAAAGGAAACAAUCACCUUGCAAUAGAUACAAGCGUGGCCGGCGACCGUCUUUCGAAUCGGUACUCUUUCCAACCGCAGACUCAAUCCAGACAGAACAGGUACUCAACACAUACCGACGCACCCACGCUAUCUACACAAAGCCCUUUUGCUUCACCGAUUGCUUCAGAGUUUCGUGGAGAAGGGCUAGCACCUCGGCCUCCAUCAUUUCAAAAGGGCGUCUCGGAAGCACAAUACAAUAGGGACUAUCUUGAGAAACGGCGACGUCGAGAAAGUCGAAAUAGAGACGAAGUUUAUGACGAACCCUCCGCUAUACCCCCACCAGCUGCGCCAGAUGCACCGAGACCUCCCCCUCCAGUCAGUUACAAGCAACCGUAUAUCAACGGCCCCCCUUUGGCUCAGUACGCAGCCCCCACGCGAGUAAGAUCCACGAGAAGGUCCGAAGGACCAGUGAGCCCUGGCAAAGCCGCACCAGAAGAAUACUAUCGAUCACAUACGAGAGAAGAACAUAAAUCUGUUGAUGAGGAGGGUGUACUUUCUAGAAAGGUGGAACCGAGCAACGGAAAAGCUGCUGUGCGAUCUAGUGGCAGUCAGAGAGAGAGGCCUGAACGUCUUGAUUCCUAUGAUUCCCAACCGCGGAAAGGCUCUCUCUCCGAGGCGGACGCAAAACGACGCAGAGAGUGGGCACCGGACAGGUCUCCUCUACAGAGGCUAGAGCUGACUCUUGACAGCAUAACCAAAGAAGAAAAACGUGCGCGUGUCGAGGAGGCCGAGCUUCUUGCAAGGGAGGCGAAGGCAGGUCGUGGUGGUGAAAAGGCGCAUCAGAACUCCGUCCGAUUCAGAAAUAGACCUGUAGCAAAGGCACCUGAGCCCGGUUCCCAGUCGCCACCCCAAAGUCUUCCGGAAGCAGGACUUGUCCGGAAUCUAAGCACCAAACAGAAAGAUCAAUUGCAACGGAGUGGUACGAUGGAAAAGAAACGGCCGGUCGAGUCUGAUAUUCCCUCAUCGGGUGAUGCCAGCCGAGGGUUUGACUAUGAGCCAGGGGACGCGAAACCAGCAAACUUAGGGAAGGAAACUGCCAUAACAUCGACUCUUCAGCGUGGACCGAGCUUUCGCGAUCGAUCCUAUCUUCCCGUGGCUGCGGGAUCUGCUGUAGCUGCAAGUGCUGCACUGAGUCGCAGUGGGAGCAAUAAGCUCAAGAAAGCUCCGCCUGGUGAUCCAUGGUUACAUCGACGUAUGGAGGGCGAGAAAAAGUACGCAGAGGUCACUGCACCACGGCAACCUCACCCUUCAGUCAGUGACCGUCCGCAAACAUCAACUUCAAUGGCUGGACCCUCACGAGACACUGCCUUCCGAAGUCACCCUCAGGUCAAGGAGAAAGAACUUCCAACAAUACCGAUCGAAAACGGUAAAGCUCCUCCUCAUGCACUUGACUACCUCGUAGGGGACGAGUUAGAGAACAAACCCGUGCGUCGUGGAACUUUAAAUAAGAUUGAACAGCUUACAGGCGAAAAGCGACCUAUGCAGACCUCAACAUCUGCUCAGCCCGGGAAAGAAAUCCGGACAGAACUUGUAACCGUCAAUGGCAUUCAGUAUGCAGUUAACCCAACUGGAGACUCAACGCAACCAGCAGCACAACCAGCAACACGCCAGCCGCCGACCGCUCGCCAUCUCCUCCCAGAUCUCCUGCACCACAGACACGAACAAGCACAUGGCCAGGGCGUCUACAUGCCAUCAAGGCGCCUUGAUGAAUGGAAAAAGGGUGGCGUUGCACUGCUGGCAGGGCCAUUACUCGACCUUGACGUAGUUGAUCAAUCUGAAGCAGAAAAAGACAAAGCAUGGUGGGAAGCAGGAAACACUGGAAAGAGACGACGGAGCUCGACCAGUCAACGGAAAGCAGAAGCAUACGAUGGCGAGUACGAUGAUACCAGUGGUACGCCCUUCCAAAAAUCUUAUUCGAGCGACUGUGCAAGGUGUAUCUUCGAGCGGGAUCAAGCGGACAAGGCAAAUCUUGACACGGUUGAGACCACUCUAGGAAUUGAGGGCGGAUCAGCUGGGAACUCUCCUCAAGUUGAAACGCCCGGCACCCUUAAAGCCAAAGCUUUUACUUAUUUUCAUUCCCCCAAAUCCAAUCUACCUCCUCUCAAGCCCCAUUUACUGACGUGUCCACUGCGGUCUAUCCGCGCUCGGCCUGAUAUAGCUCCCACAAGAUUCAAGCCACCUUUGUUCCUCAAGAGCGGGCCACUACUGCGUUACUGUGGCUUGCGUCGAGAUCGGCCUAAAAGUCGAUCUGGGCGAAACCACGUGCAGCCAGAGCGAGAGAUUUGGAGGGGCAGCGUCAUGAUUGUCACCCAGGAUGCUCACUCAUCAUACGAACUUGCUCCCACUCUCAGACUGUUUCUCCAGCCAAUGGAAUUAUUACCUCCUCCACCAGCGCAGGUAGAUGGCGAAAUUGAUGAACUGGCUCCUGAGUAUAUCGAUCCAAUUGCUGGACUUCCGAAAAUCGGAAGAGAUGGACGAACUCUCUACAUCAGACCUGUCGACCACUUAGAUGAAGCAAAGGAUUUGUCUCGGGAAGACUCAGCUGACGGUCUCUACGAAAUCAACAGAAGUCCCGUCGAUGGUGCUACUGAUCGCAAGCAGACAUUGCAAUAUGACGGGGAGAAGGCUGGAAAAUACAAAGAAGUGCGCGGUUUCCGUCUCCAUGCUGAACAGGGCGUCACUUUCUGGAGGUUCAACCUGGAAAUUGAGCUUCGUGACCAGCAACAAAGGAUCGCAUAUCGCAUCAAUCGAGGUCCAGCAACUGGCUUCUGGGUUCCUGCUCGAGAUCAAGCUAUGAACAUCAUGUUCCACAGUUGCAAUGGCUUCAGCCAUGAUGUCGACCCCGAUCUAUACUGUGGGCCAGAUCCGAUGUGGCGCGAUGUCUUGAAUACGCAUCAAACUCAGCCAUUUCAUGUGAUGCUCGGUGGCGGCGACCAAAUUUAUAUGGAUCGCGUCAUGGAGGACACGAAGUUGUACAAGGAGUGGGCAGAAAUGCGGGACGAACACCACAAGGAGAAAGCUCCGUUUACUCCUGAACUUCAGGCAGAGCUUGAGGCAUUCUACCUGAAUCGCUACUGCCUGUGGUUCUCACAAGGCCUUUUCAGUAUCGCCGUUUCUCAAGUUCCGAUGAUCAAUAUCUUCGAUGACCACGAUAUCAUUGACGGGUUUGGCUCUUAUCCGGACCAAUUGAUGAGCUCACCCGUAUUCUCGGGCCUAGGAGCAAUCGCCUUUAAGUUUUAUAUGCUGUUCCAACAUCAAAGUAGCAUUGAUGAGGGUGAAGAAACUGAACCCACUUGGGUUUUGGGAACACAACCAGGGCCUUACAUUCAAGAAAUGAGUCGGAGCAUUUUCACCCAUUUGGGUCGAAGCAUCGCCUUCCUUGGUCUCGAUUGCCGAACUGAACGAAUGAACGAUGAGAUAGUCAGCGCUGAAACUUAUCACAAGGUCUUCGCUCGUCUUGGGAAGGAAAUUACCAAAGGCGAGACCAAACAUCUCAUCGUGCUAGUCGGGGUACCGGUUGCAUACCCAAGAAUGGUGUGGCUUGAAAACCUUCUCACUUCGAGAGCCAUGGAACCCAUCAAAAUGCUGGGCAGGGCAGGGCUUUUAGGUAAAAGCCUCCUCAAUCAUAUGGAUGGUGGUGUGGAAAUCUUAGAUGACCUUGAUGAUCACUGGACUGCAAAACACCACAAGGUGGAACGCAACUGGUUCAUUCAAGAACUACAAGAUCUAGCGGCCGAGAAGUCUGUUCGAGUCACAAUCCUUGGCGGUGAUGUCCACCUCGGCGCAAUUGGUCAAUUCUAUUCGAAUCCAAAGUUGGGCCUCCCUAAAGACCGUGAUUUCCGGUACAUGCCCAAUGUUAUCUCUUCAGCAAUUGUCAACGCUCCGCCGCCAGACACGCUUGCCGAUCUUCUAAACAAACGGAACAAAGUCCACCAUCUCGACGGCGACACGGACGAGGACAUGAUACCGAUUUUCACUCAUGAUGUCAAUGGAAAACCAAGAAACAACAAGCGUCUGCUUAAUCGGAGAAAUUGGUGCUCCAUCCGACAAUAUAACCCGGAACUGAGUCCACCUCCUACACCGCAGACAGAUGGAAGUCCCAGCCCUCCGCCCAAAGGAGGAUUGUUCCGGCGUCUUUCAAAGUCUCGCGGCCCAAGUUACCGUUUUGAUGCUGCACCAAGCGCACCACCUCUAUCCAAUCCAGGUUUCUUCGGGAGAAAAGAGUCUACUUCACGACGUGGCUCUGUCGACUCUCAACGUCCAGGGGUCCUGACAAGAACUCUAUCUCUAACUCGCAAAGAUUUCAUGCCAGCUACACUGUUCCGUCGAAACAGCAAGCGGAGACCAGAUGAUGGUGGUAUCAAUGGGUAUGGUGCCGAUAGUGACGACGAUAUAUCCCAUUACCAAAACAGAUCAGGAAUUAGAGGAGGGAGCGGGGGCCGUGACGAUGAUGACGGCUACUUCCCAACUAUGCCGGCACCAACCGGACGAGUAGCCGAGCAUCCUGUCGAGAACGCCUCAACCUUCGUUGCUGGAACUCCGGUUCUGAAAGGGCUUGGUAGAAGCCAGUUUCAUCGCACGCCUACUGGGUUGUCCCAGAAACAGUUAAGGAACGGUGACGUGCACGAGAUCAACCUUGAAGGCGGAUUGGAUAUUUGCUUGAACAUGGAAGUGAGCCCUAAGGACCCCGCUGGAAUCACAAUGCCAUAUCGAUUACUAGUUCCAGCACUUCGGUACGAUGAGGAGGAGGAGAAUUUUGAUCAAGAAAAGAUACAUAUAGGUGGUUUGAAGAGACUCUCUUCAGUGAUGAGGAGGAAGAGGUUAGACAAGGGGAAGGAAAGGGCAGAACCAAUGUGAACAACCUUUUGGUUGCUGGUCAUUGUGAAGACUCGACGAGAUGAUGAGCUGAGGAAACAUAUGGAAAAUAUGAGAUGAUAGAUGGAUUGAUAUUACGAUUCAGCGAGCGUGCUCUCAGGCAUUGUUUGAAUGAAAAGAUACUGCGAUUCAGCGAGCAUUCUUUCAGGCAUUGACUGGCUCUGUAUGAACUAUCCUUCUCCUCCUGCAGAGUAUGCCCUGUUGUACAGUACUUCAGGAUACGUAAUUUCGUAAAUUCCCACAUGUUCGUUAUGAGCAUUCAGUGCGAGUGAGGCCCCCUACUUCGUACUUGGCUACCUAUCGGGAGUAUGAGGUGAGACUCUGGAUGAUCUGCUGUGCUCCUGAAACGACGAGCUUCCUAAUUAAGACUUAGCCGGAUCUUAGUGACAUCCUCUCAGUUUCGC
Messenger RNA from Hyaloscypha bicolor E, 5727 nucleotides. RefSeq lists its product as uncharacterized. The record is from RefSeq and is a predicted model, not a curated record. The coding region runs from base 326 to 5305 and encodes 1659 amino acids. Gene Ontology annotation, cellular component: membrane. NCBI's taxonomy places the organism in Eukaryota, Fungi, Ascomycota, Leotiomycetes, Helotiales, Hyaloscyphaceae. The transcript has 7 exons.